This is a messenger RNA of Pelmatolapia mariae (spotted tilapia), 1041 nucleotides long. RefSeq names its product coiled-coil domain-containing protein 42 homolog. The coding region runs from base 112 to 1041 and encodes 309 amino acids. The record is from RefSeq and is a predicted model, not a curated record. NCBI's taxonomy places the organism in Eukaryota, Metazoa, Chordata, Actinopteri, Cichliformes, Cichlidae. The transcript has 7 exons.
GAGGCGUGUGUCGUUAGAAAGUUUCGAAUGUAGUCUUCUGCAGGAAGGAGAGUAAAACUUGGAGACCAUACGGCUUACUCUGGCUGAAAUUUGAAAAGAAAACAUAAAGUCAUGUUCUCGCAGCUAACGCCUGAGGAGUCGGCUUCACGGAUGUGGACAGCAGCGGGACGCGACAGUAGCUAUGUCCUCGUAGAGCUACAAGUAUUACAGCGUGAGCAGGAAGAGCUCAAAGCUAAGUACGAGGAAAGCAAACAGGUGUUGGAGAGUUUGCAACAGCGUGAAGAGGAGUUGCACAAGAAGAUAAAGGAAAUACAGGACCUGCAUUUAAGCUUUGACAUGUAUCACAAGGAUGAGGAAGCUAAUCGAGUAAUCGAGAAAGCAGAGCAGGAGAGAAAAAGGGUGCUUCAAAAAGAGGCAGAGAUAGAGAGGCUAAAGGAGCAGUUUGCCAAACUGACUGAGGAGAAACAGGAGCUCGAGCAUCAGGUGAAGAGACACUCUGUGUACAGAGAUCUCAUGGAGCAGCUGCUCAAAAUAACUAAGUUUGAAGAUGUGGCGGCGCUCACGGAUCAUUUAGAGAGUCUCCUCCACUUCAGAUGCCAGCUCUCUGAGAGGGAGAGUAAGGCACAGGAGCAGGCUGACAAGCAGAGAAAAGCACUGCUGAAACUGGAGCAACAGCACAACCUGCUGUUGCUGCAGAGGAACAACCAGCUGUCUCAGCUCCAGACCGAGCUGGAGAAAACUUGCUCUGAAGGUCUAAUAUGGGAGAAGAAAUGGAAUAACAUACAGGAAACAGCUGCCAGGAAAACACUGAAGCUGGGACAGAUUAAGAUGUCAAUUUUAAAUCUGUAUGAAAUGACUGGUGGCCAGGUAGGAGGAGAGGAAGGUGUGGAUGUGAAUGACACUGAGAAACAGCUGGAGCAGGUCAAGCAGUUCUUCGAGGACCAGACGGACAUAGUGCAACAAUAUCGGCCUCACUCACAAAGGCGUAACAACGAUCAGGGAAAACAGAAAAGCAAAAAGCCCACAAAUAAAGAAAUGUGA